This is a messenger RNA of Dentiscutata erythropus, 687 nucleotides long. The record is from the annotation of a GenBank genome assembly. Lineage: Eukaryota; Fungi; Glomeromycota; Glomeromycetes; Diversisporales; Gigasporaceae.
AUGGCAACCACAGCUUCAGAAACAGAGAGUAGCUUUGGGGUUAGUGGAAGGGUUAGUGGAGCUGGCGGUCGUUCAAGUAGUAAAGUACAAAACAUACAAAGAAAUUUGUAUCACUUUCUAAAAAAGCUAAUUAACUUGAUUCAGGAUAAUACAGAAUCUAAGGUGAUCACUCAAAUCGAAAAUGAAGUUAAUGCAGAACUGCACAAAGUACAUAAUGUAGAUAUUAUAGAACUUGAAUUGCCACGUAUAAAGGCCAAGGGCAAAAAAUGUGACAAAAUUUUUGAAGCGAUUCAUAAUAUUUUUAAUGCUGAAAUUGUUGACAAUAAAUUAUUUAUCAAAUUUAAUGGAAGAAUUAAAUCAGAAGCACAUAAGAAAUUGUAUCAACCUGAUAUGGGUGGUUGGAACCCUAAACCAGCACUUAAUCAAAGAAUUUUUUCCAUAAUUAAUCCAUGCCCACCACCAUUGCUAUGGAUCAAGAUGACCUAUGAUAAUUCUGGGGAUUAUGAUAAUAUUAUAAAUAAAUUCGCACGUGUUCAACCCACUGUCCGACCACAGAAUUUGCAAUCAUUGUUGUUCCGACUACUGAAACCCUCUUUCCAAAUUCAAAUCCAAGUGUUGGUUCAGUUGCAACAAUACCCAAAACAGCUUGUCUAUCUCGUGCUCUAUAUCUUGGCUAUUUGUCCAUAG